This is a messenger RNA of Brassica rapa (field mustard), 2451 nucleotides long. Its product is annotated as protein ENHANCED DISEASE RESISTANCE 2-like. NCBI's taxonomy places the organism in Eukaryota, Viridiplantae, Streptophyta, Magnoliopsida, Brassicales, Brassicaceae. The record is from RefSeq and is a predicted model, not a curated record.
UAAGAGAAUAAACUACAAUUGAGGCAAAUACCUUUUCCGGGUUUGUAGUUUGAUUAUGUAUGAAUUAUUUAUAAUUCAUUAGACCAUAGUUAUAUAGCUUCAAAAUCCAAUUUUUUUUUUCAGAAAAACAUUUUUAUCUCACUAAAUGUAUUUUUAAUUCCUAAAAAGCUACCGAAACCGAUGCCGAGGAUCAUAAAUGAGUUUCUUGGGGGACAUAGCCAAGAAUUUGGUGCAUAAAAUAUUUAGUCACUUCUAAAAUCAGCAGGAACCAGAUUAGAGAAGCUUACUCCCUCAACACAUGGAGCUAAGGGAUUUGGUUUACUCAGGCUACUCUAAUACUUUUUUAUGCAAUUGAUUGUGAUGAAGAACAGGCUGACCACCAGAGGUAAAGAUGAUACAAUGGAAUGCAAACGUGGAUUUCCAAGAGGUCCAAAAAACUCAUCAACGUCUCUUUUAUAAAAUGCUCACGUUAAAGAUAUGGAAGUCGCUCCCAAGGCCUAAUGGACACAGAUUAUACGGCAAAAUGGUCUUCCAUCAUUCAAUUUGCAUUAGAUACAUACAUGGACAAAGUUAAAUUAUUCCUGCUAAGAUAUGCUCUGCAAAAAUUGACACAUAGCAUGUAGAUCGAGGAAGAAAAAUUUAAGGACACCAUGGAGAACGACCACUGUAACCAGAAUGCCUAAUCAUGUUUGUAGACAGGACUCUAAGGAACAUGCUUCUCUCUAUACAACAAAUUUAGAGACGACAACUUGAAAGAAGCACUAUACAGUUGGUACUCAACACGGCCUGCAAAGAUGAGUCUUAAACAAAAACAGUUUUUGAAAUCUGCUAUUCUUAGUAGCUGCAUUCUCCAGCACUCUUAGGCACCUGUUGUACAAAGUUUUUGACUAAAUACAUUUUACAUUUAUUAGAAGAAAAAAAUCGAAUUAACCGGUUUCAGAUAUCAUACAUUAAAAUCUUUUCAGGUUUUGGAUGUUAGUUUUGAUAUUAUUAUUACAAUAAUCGAUUUUGUGGACGAAACCCACCAAUCACAAGCCUCGGAUCUGAUACUAUGGGGAAGUAGCACAAGCCAAACAAAGCAUCGAGAAGUUUCCACAUCACGCCACUAAAAAUAGCCACGUUGUUUCGUUGAGUUUGGAGACUCUAAAUCUUCCUUUGUCAUGAUACAGCACAUUAAGUACUUAACGGUACCAACAUUAAUAACCAUGGACCAUUGGCGCAUUUUUUGCAUGUUUUUUUAGUGAGCCCCAUACUACUUAUAGAGAGAGAACAACAAGGAAUGAGCAUCACACAUCAUGAACCAAACCCAAAGCCCUUCUGAUGAUAACAAUGCCAAGCAGACCAGAACCGGAGAGAAGUCCACGGAACCGGAGUGGAUAACCGAAACGAUCAAUGGUGGAUCCACACGCCACGUCGAUCUCCAUACAGGAAUCAACGGCUUUGCUGCACCUCCUGGAGACGUAUUCUCUGUCCGAUCCACCGACUACUUCACCAGCAAACAGAAAUGUCCCGGUGGAGACUACCUCCUCUCUGCCGCCGGCGUUGACUGGCUCAAAUCCAGUACCAACCUCGACAACAUCCUAGCUCGUCCCGACAACCGCGUGGCUCACGCGCUCAGAAAAGCACAGUCUCUUGGCCGAUCCCAAAACGGUUUCAUCUUCGCUGUGAACUUUCAUAUUCCAGGCAAGGAACACUACCACUCGGUGCACUACUUCGCGACGGACCAACCCAUUCCAUUAGACUCUCUCCUAAAACGGUUCAUAGACGGAGACGACUCGUUCCGUAACGAGAGGUUCAAGAUAGUGAGCCAAGUGGUGAAAGGGCCAUGGAUAGUUAAAGCGGCCGCAGGGCAGUUCGGCGCGUUCCUUGCGGCUAAGACAGUGAGGUGUACUUACCAUAAAGGACCGAACUACUUUGAGAUCGAUAUCGAUACAGGUAGCUGGCCCAUCUUGGCGGCCCUUGUACGGCUUUUGUUCGGGUACGCAAGGAGCCUUAUUAUCGACAUUGGCUACGUUGUUGAGGCGCAAGAAGAGGAUGAGCUGCCGGAGAGACUGAUCGGAGGCAUUAGGUUGUGUCAUAUGGAGGUAUCUUCGGCGUUUGUGGUCGACCCGCAGCCAGUGAAACCGUACAGAAUGAUGGGUUCAGCGGAAGCAAGCCACGACGACAACACGCAUUGAAUUAAUUUCAAGUAAUUUUUAAUAGAAAGAUUAAAACAUUCAUAAACUGUUAUGAACUUUUUUUUGUCGGCAACUUUUUAUUUAUUAUGAAUAAGCCAUAAAGGGAUUGUUACAAAAAAACAAAAAAUAACCUAUAAGGGAUAAAGGCUGCACACUAGUCGUUACUCUCCUCGGUGUGAGCAUCGUAUCACGAGACCAAGGAUAGAGUACAGCCACGUUGCAUUUGUGAUGGUUAUGGUGAUGAUGAUUGAGACGUGUCACAUUGUUCAAUCUC